This is a messenger RNA of Paecilomyces variotii, 3455 nucleotides long. RefSeq names its product putative intracellular protein transport protein. The transcript has 6 exons. Lineage: Eukaryota; Fungi; Ascomycota; Eurotiomycetes; Eurotiales; Thermoascaceae. The coding region runs from base 191 to 3253 and encodes 1020 amino acids. Gene Ontology annotation, biological process: vesicle fusion with Golgi apparatus; transcytosis; intracellular protein transport. Gene Ontology annotation, cellular component: ER to Golgi transport vesicle membrane; Golgi stack; Golgi membrane. The record is from RefSeq and is a predicted model, not a curated record.
AGCUAGUAGACUACAGCGUGAUAUUCUCUCGACCUCUGUUUCAAUCGAUCAGGGACCGCUGGCUUCUGUGCAGGGGAAGACGGACGGUGUUCACUGCAUUCCUUCAAAUUCGUCAGAGCUUCAAUGCCUGCCAAUUCCCGCACGCAAGGUCGGCGGUGACCAUGAAAGUACGAGCUAAGAACCAGCUACGAUGUUCCGAAUUCUCGAAUCGCAAGCGCCUGCCAAACAGACGGCCACGGACACGAUCAGCACCCUGAGCAAUAGGCUGCAGAGUGCAACGUUAGUGGAAGACAGAAGAGUCGCGAUCUUAGGGCUACGGAGUUUUGCAAAGAUCUACCCGGCCUCGGUGGCCUCUGGUGCUCUCCGUGCCUUGAUCAGUAGCCUUCGCAAUGAUGGGGAGGAUGUGGAUACGGUCAAGGUGGUCCUAGAGACUCUGUUGAUGCUAUUUUCUCCGGAUGAGAAUAGUCCCGAGGCAUCAGACGAGAUUGCACUAUGGCUUGCAGAUGAAUUCACUCAGCGCCAAGACAAUAUCACCGCUCUUCUCGACUUGCUCGAUAACCGGGAUUUCUAUUCGCGUCUGUACUCCUUGCAGUUGAUAUCACAAAUCUGUGGGGCACGGCCGGAGAGGACACAAGAAUGUAUCUUUACGGCGCCGCUGGGGAUAUCCAGAUUGGUUAGUAUGCUAAGUGAUGCUCGAGAGCCUGUCCGCAAUGAGGCUCUCGUACUCCUAAUAGCACUCACGCCCUCGUCCCCAGAGCUCCAGAAGGUGGUUGCCUUUGAGAAUGCUUUCGAGCUGACUUUCUCCCUCAUUGAAGCGGAAGGCGGUCUCACCCACGGCUCAGAAGUUGUCGAAGAUUGCCUCUCCUUGCUCGCGAAUCUCUUGAGAUUCAACGUUUCGAACCAGUCAUACUUCCGCGAGACAGGAUGCGUGAAGAGACUGACAAAACUCCUUGCUGAUGCGAUUGAACCACAGGGGGAUGAGGAUGUACCUCCUUGGAUACUCGCGCAUCGAGAUAAAAACAUUUGGGGUCUCCUGGCCAUAGUGCAGCUGUUCCUGGUGAAGGGAGGUGUUAGCACCCCUGCUAGUCAGGUGGCGUUUUGGCAGAGCGGCCUCAUGGAACAAGCCUUGCGGACGGCGUUCAGUCAGGAAUUCGAUGUCAGGAUCACAGCUAAAGCCCUAGUAACAUCGGCUGAUCUCAUUCGUGGGAAUCCAAGUCUGCAAGAGAAGUUCGCGGACGUUGAGGUCACCUGGGGUUCUCAGCCACGGGUUCCACCCCAGGCCAACGGCGAUUCAAAAGUCCAUGAGCUACCGAGGAUAAACGUGAUCGAAGCUCUACUCAAACUGACCCUUGAGCCCGCGCCAGUCAAUGUGUUGGAUGCCCGUCUUGCCGCCGGGGAAUGCAUGAAAGCUUUCUUUGAGAAGCAUAGCGGAAUUCGACACCAUGUGCUACGUAGAGCGAUUGACGGGCAUGUCAGUGGGAAUGACCUGAUCCCCAACAUCCUAUCUGUGCUGGUCGAGGCUCCUGAGUCACGAGGGAACGCUGACCCAUAUCAAACUUGGUUGGCUUCUGUAUUAAUGUUUCACCUGCUCUUUGAAGACCCCGAAGCAAAGGCAAUUGCUAUGAAGGUGACCGAAGGAGACGCAGAGAGUGGCGAGGAAGUCGUCACCUGUGUCCAGACAAUUUUGGGAAACUUGAUCACGGGCAUGCAGCGUGGCGACGACGAGAGGAUAACAGUAGGGUACUUGAUGCUGCUCUGUGGAUGGCUCUUCGAGGAUCCGGAUGCUGUCAAUGACUUCCUUGGGGAGGGAAGCAGUAUCCAAAGUCUUAUACAGGAUAUCAAGCAACGUGGUAUUUCGAGCUCUCUCGUUCCCGGCCUUUGCUCCAUCCUUCUGGGAAUCGUUUAUGAGUUCUCAACGAAGGACUCCCCAAUCCCUAGGACAACUUUGCACGACUUGCUUCUUACCCGGCUUGGACGAGAGCAGUAUAUCGACAAGAUAACUAAGCUCAGAGAAUUGCCCUUGGUCCGCGACUUUGAGGUGUUGCCGCAGACGUCACAAGGAGCACACGAUGGCCUGCCCGAGAUUUUCUUCGACAGAACAUUCAUUGAGUUCCUGAAGGAUAACUUUAGCCGUCUAUUACGUGCUAUUGAUAGAGAUCCCGGCUUCGAAAUACCCAUAAUUGCCAAUGGAAUCCAGAAAGGGAUAUCUCGGGAGCUUGUUGAUGACCUCCGCGCUCAAGUGGAAGACCGCACGCGAGCCGUACAGAAAUUGGAGUCCGACCUGCUUGAGCUUCAGCGUAAACUAGAACAAGAGCAUCUCGACCAUCGCAGAACGAAGGACUCAACUGCUCUGGAGUUGACUAGGAUAAAACAGAUCAACGAGACAUUACAGAGGAACCACGAGCAGGAACUGUCGAGACUCGAUGAGCAGCACAAGCAGGCCAGGAACGAGCUGAUUAAGCAGCACGGUGAACAAUUGCGGACUGUCGAUGAGCAACUGAAGAGGACUUCUGUCGAAUACGAAAGAAAGAGCGCUGAUCUCAGAACACAGUACGAGGCAGAGACUGCUAGUCUGAAGAAGACGAUCAGCAGCCUAGAAUCUAAGCUUGCCGAUGUCACGCAGCGCAGCGCAGCUGAAAUUGAUUCUCUGAAGAAGACAAUCCAAACGUUAGAAGCAGAUCUGGAUAAGGCGAGAGAAGAUCAUCGCCAAGAACUCAAGACGGCUCAUGAGGAGCAUUCUUCUAAGAGCUCAGAACUUGAGAAACAGGUUGAGAGCGCCGAGCAAAGAGCAGAUAAGGCCGAACACCGCGCACAGCAGGCCGAAGAGCAAGCUAGAAAUGCGGAUGAAAGAGCCCGCAAGGCAGAAAAACGUGCACAGGAUGCAGAGAAAGAGGCUAGAACCGCAAAGGAUAAAGCUCAGAAGGCAGAAGAACGUGCCCGGAAGGCAGAGGAACAGAAGAAGAGCGCCGGGAAAGGAGCCGAUGACGCGGAGAAACGUAUAUUGAAGGCACAGGAGCAACUGAAAGAAGUCCAAGCAGCAUUGGAAAAGGCGAAAGCCGAAGCAGAAGAAAAGGAGAAGGCUCGAGAAUCAGCACAAGCAGAGCUUGAAGAUCUUCUAAUAGUGUUUGGGGACCUGGAGGCCAAAAGAGAACAGGACAAGAAACGGCUUAAAGAGCUUGGAGAGGAGGUCUCUGAAGAUGAAGACGAGGACGAGGACGAAGAUCAAGAAGGGGAUGGCGACGAAGACGAGUGAGGGCGUGGACUGAUAUUACAUUGUCUCGACUACGUAGAUGCAAGGCGGGACGUAAAAUCACGUCAUUGCGGAUUGAGAUACCCGUAGGUUAUAGAUCGGAUGGAAUACAUGAUGAUAUGCAUAUCCUCGCGAAUUGACGAGAAUUAGAUCUUCAAGUCUAGAGACAUUUUAGGACUGCAGCUCGGUGGAACGUGGAUUCGGG